This is a messenger RNA of Clonostachys solani, 1491 nucleotides long. The record is from the annotation of a GenBank genome assembly. NCBI's taxonomy places the organism in Eukaryota, Fungi, Ascomycota, Sordariomycetes, Hypocreales, Bionectriaceae.
AACAACGCUCAUUUUAACUUUGAUAGCCUUACCAUUCCUCUCACACCGAGAUUCAAGAAAAAAAAACACUUGGCUUCAUUCAAAGCACGCCACACAUCCGAGACAGUGCUGACAUCCAAGGAAAUAGAUACCAUUUUCGUCGCUUGUGUUUCCAAAGAAGCCGUUACAAUGAACGAUCUCAAGAAGAAGGACCCGGAGUGCGCUGCUGAUUCCGCCUCCGACUUUACACCUGUCGCCAAGCCCAGGCAUCAUCUGGACUUGAAGAAGGCAGCCAUGUGGGCUGUUCUUUUCGUCUUUGGCGUCGGGGCUGUUUUUGGGCUCGGCGUCCUCGCCUCCGUUUGUGAACGCUCGUUGCACUCGAAUCAUGGUCUCGCUGUGCUGGAGUCUCCUGAAGUCCACAAGGAUCCCAAGCUGGACGCUCGCGAUGACCGCUUUGAUGAGGAAUACCCCCCCUCUAUUAUGCCUCCUGCUCCACGCCUUGCCGAGGAUGCUCCCAUGUCAGCUGCGUCUCCCACUCCCACUCCUUCGGAUGACGGAGGUCUUAUGAUCCCUAUCUCGACUCAGACUGAGCUGUCGACAAUCUACAGCUUGAGCAGAAUCCCCAAGACAACCGAGUAUCCCGUCACUGUGGAAGCAUCUACCUCCGUCGCUGAAGACACCAGCUGCAUCGUUUCCGUCGUGACCACCGAGACUAAGAUUGCCGUUGUCACCGUCACCGUUAUCCCAACCACUUCUGACCACUGGUCCGGAUACGUGACCAUCACCGGCGACGCAUCCACCGUCACAGCAGUCAACACUGAGACUUCCUACACCAGUGGGCUGCCAGACGCCACUGUGUCAAACAACCCGUCAACACUGACCCAGGUCCACACCGAUCUCUCCUACACAAGCGGCUUGCCAGACGCCACUGUCUCCGGAAACCCAUCCACCAUAACGGAUGUCCAGACACAGCUCUCAGUCACCUCGGGCCUCCCCGACGCAACCGUCUCAGGGAACCCCUCGACCGUCACCAACCUCGACGCCACCUAUUCUCUGACAUCAAGCUCCACCGCUCGCUACAACACGAAGCUGACCAUUGUCAUCUCCGACCUCUGGCAGACCUCGACCCAUUCCACCGUCACCACAGUGGUCACGAGGGUCAGCACCGCGACCACCACCGAGUCCGCCCCGCCCUACUCGACCCCCGUCGAUGACAAGGACACCAGCGCCGCCGAGGUCUCCUACGCCUCCAACGUCGACGGCGCCACCGCCUCCGACAGGCACGAGACCAUCUCGUCCACCGCCAGCAUCACCGCCACUGUCUUUCUCAGUGAGCCUCCCUACCCCAGCAACGGCACUGCGUCCUCCUACCCCUAUGGGACAGUGAGCAGCGUUGUUGCGCCUACCACCCCGGUCGUGGUCUCGGGAGCCAACGAGAGAGCUGGGCCGUGCGGCACCGGCCUCCAUCAUAUUCAUGCCAUGGUGCUCGUCGCAGUCAUCAUGUUUCUCUAC